CGUCGAACUACUACUACGACCAUUGCGCUUUCUUCUGUGACCUGGCUGCUCUUUCCAGCCCGAUUUUGUUUGUCUUGGCGUCAGCGCUGGUUCUUGUGCGUACUGUCCAGCUCUCCUCCUCUCUCACAUCCAAAGUCACUUCCUCUGUUUUCCACUUAUAUUGAACUCCUACACACGUGUAUCUGGCUCCGCGCACGUACCUCUCACUUCACGCAUACACGACAAUUGGCUCACCGCAUCAUGAAGCGGCUAUCACUUUCAUGAGCCCUUCACGUUCACCGGUUGACGAUGAGUGAUAAGGCGAGCUUCCCACUCGCUCAUCACGAUACCAUCAACACUCUCUUCGCACACCCUUGUCAAAAAGCACUCACUCGGGCAACACCAUGGCCGACUCAGGGGUUCGGUCAGGUAUUCGGAAGAAGGCAACUCUCAGACUUGGUCGCAAAAUCGCUCGAUUUGCUGUGGGCAAAGACAAGGAGCUGUUCACAGUCCACGAAGACCUCAUCUGUGUGUCACCCUUCUUUCGAAACAUCCUCCAGCCACGCCGCAAGCCUGUCGAGGGUGACUGCUCUAUCUGUCAUGAUGCGCUUGAUCCAGAGACAAAGGAGCUUACAUACUGCUCCUCUUCCUGUGGAGGCAACUUCCAUCGCUCCUGCAUCGAUGACUUGACCGACCACACGCCGGAGAACGAAGUGACCAAGUGUCCGCUCUGCAGGCAGCCCUGGACUUUCAGCUCCGAUAUGUCACACUACAUACAUCAGCUACCGACUUUAGACUCAGAAGGGUUUGAAAUCUUCUUGGAGUGGCUCUAUAAUCCUAACACCGUUACUGGCAGGGAUGCCACGCUCCCUCUGCUUCAUGCAUGUAUGCUUGGAAGCCAUUUUGAAGCUCAAAAAUUCCAUGCUGAGACUAAGCGGGCGGUAUACGACUCAUGCAAGCGCAACAGUUGGCCGGACAUUUUGAGUAUUAGAAAGAUAUAUGCGACAGGGACUGAACCAUACGACUUGCGGCGUGCGGUGGUAGCCCUUUACAAAUGCAUGCCGCCAGCUGUCUUGGAGAGAGCUUUUGACUACCCGGCCCGUUUCCCGCCUGCAUUCACGCGAGAUCUUCUUGUGGCUCUUGCUACGGAGCGUGACAAGACUCCAAGACCUAGGACGCUUGCUUGAAUAACAGGCGAUACAAGUGUAUAAAGUGCUACACGAAGUAUUGGCAUAAGUUUGGAUGUCACGUCGCUUGAUGGUUGGGAAGAAGGAUGACAUACCCAUGAUAACUGCGACAAGGUUUAUGUGAUUUGGUCACAGACUUUUCAGCUCACGCGCUGCGAGCAUGACGAGAAAAUGAUGGAUUUUUCGCCUUGAAGAUUCUCGCUCAAAGGAAGCACAAAGAGAAGGGAGGAUUCAAUACAUCACACCCUGUGCGGACGAGUCGGUUUUUUCGUUCGCACGACUGGAAGCACCAGUGACUUGUGCCUAAUGCUUCUCAAUGCCCCAGAAUACAUAUUAUGCUUCAGGAAUGAAAUCAGUGCAAAC
Messenger RNA from Boeremia exigua, 1529 nucleotides. RefSeq lists its product as uncharacterized. The transcript has 2 exons. Lineage: Eukaryota; Fungi; Ascomycota; Dothideomycetes; Pleosporales; Didymellaceae. The record is from RefSeq and is a predicted model, not a curated record. Gene Ontology annotation, molecular function: ubiquitin protein ligase activity. Bases 384 to 1166 code for a protein of 260 amino acids.